Molecule: messenger RNA, 2898 nt
Organism: Marmota monax (woodchuck)
Lineage: Eukaryota; Metazoa; Chordata; Mammalia; Rodentia; Sciuridae
Gene: Zdhhc9
Product: zinc finger DHHC-type palmitoyltransferase 9
Exons: 10
Coding region: 337-1431 (364 amino acids)
Biological process (GO): protein targeting to membrane; peptidyl-L-cysteine S-palmitoylation
Cellular component (GO): endoplasmic reticulum; Golgi apparatus
Molecular function (GO): protein-cysteine S-palmitoyltransferase activity
Source: RefSeq, a predicted model, not a curated record
UGAGGAGCGUUCCAUUCGGCCAGCGGUGGGCGGUUGCCACAGCUGGUUUAGGGCCCCGACUAUUGGGGCCCCUUGUCAGGAGGAGGCAGCCUCCAGUCCGGGGAGAAAAACUCCCUGCCACCUUUGGCGGCCGACGCGGUCCCUUGGGACAGUGCACUUCCUGCCCUCAGUAGCUGGCCGAGUUCGGUCUCUCUCGUUCAGGGCUAGAAAUUGGACUUUUGAUGAUGUUUGACCCAGCAGCAUCAAUAGCAGGCAACGUGAUUUUGAAGCUGGUCUCAGCCUCUGUUUCUUCUCUCGUGUAAUCACAAAGCCCACUUUGGACCUGGAAUUCCAAUCAUGUCUGUGAUGGUGGUGAGAAAGAAGGUGACACGGAAAUGGGAGAAACUCCCGGGCAGGAACACCUUUUGCUGUGAUGGCCGUGUCAUGAUGGCCCGGCAAAAGGGGAUCUUCUACUUGACUCUCUUCCUCAUCCUGGGGACCUGCACACUCUUCUUUGCCUUCGAGUGUCGCUACCUGGCUGUCCAGCUGUCUCCUGCCAUCCCUGUGUUUGCUGCUAUGCUCUUCCUUUUCUCCAUGGCCACACUGUUGAGGACCAGUUUCAGUGACCCUGGAGUGAUUCCUCGGGCCCUACCAGAUGAAGCAGCUUUCAUAGAAAUGGAGAUAGAAGCUACCAAUGGUGCAGUGCCCCAGGGCCAGCGACCACCCCCUCGUAUCAAGAAUUUUCAGAUAAACAACCAGAUUGUAAAACUGAAAUACUGUUAUACAUGUAAGAUCUUCCGGCCUCCUCGGGCCUCCCAUUGCAGCAUUUGUGACAACUGUGUGGAGCGAUUUGACCAUCACUGCCCCUGGGUGGGGAACUGUGUUGGAAAGAGGAACUACCGUUACUUCUACCUCUUCAUCCUUUCUCUCUCCCUCCUCACAAUUUAUGUCUUCGCCUUCAACAUCGUCUAUGUGGCCCUCAAAUCCCUGAAAAUUGGCUUCUUGGAGACGUUGAAAGAAACUCCUGGAACUGUUCUAGAAGUCCUCAUUUGCUUCUUCACACUCUGGUCCGUCGUGGGACUGACUGGAUUUCACACUUUCCUCGUGGCUCUCAAUCAGACAACCAAUGAAGACAUCAAAGGAUCAUGGACAGGGAAGAAUCGUGUCCAGAAUCCCUACAGCCAUGGCAACAUUGUGAAGAACUGCUGUGAAGUCCUGUGUGGCCCCUUGCCUCCCAGUGUGCUGGAUCGAAGGGGUAUUUUGCCACUGGAGGAAAGUGGAAGUCGACCUCCUAGUACUCAAGAGACCAAUAGCAGCCUCUUGCCACAGAGCCCAGCCCCAACAGAACACCUGAACUCCAAUGAGAUGCCGGAGGACAACAGCACUCCGGAAGAGAUGCCACCUCCAGAGCCCCCAGAGCCACCACAGGAUGCAGCUGAAGCUGAGAAGUAGCCUAUCUAUGGAAGAGACUUUUGUUUGUGUUUAAUUAGGGCUAUGAGAGAUUUCAGGGGAGAAGAUAUACCCGAGACAGAGAGCAAGUAAGCUGUCCCUUUUACUGUUUUCCUUUGGUCUUUACAUACCCAAUUGCACACUGGCAUUUUCUUGCUGCAAGCUUUUUUUUUUUUUAAAUUUCUGGACUCAAGGCAGUGGCAGAAGAUGUCAGUCACCUCUGGCAACUGGACAAAUGGGUCUUUUGGACCCUGGCACUUAUUUCCCAUGGCCUUAGCCAUGGGGUCUCCUUGGACUCCUCUCCCCACCAGAUCCCAGCUCUCCUGCUUGGGGUCAUUGGUCUCAUUAUGGGGCUAACGAUUCUUGAGACUGGCUCAAGUCCUCAAGAUGCUGCAUGUCCUGAGUCCAGAAGCAGACACAGAAACCUCUGGCCAGGGAAUCCUAACUGGGUUCUUCUCCUUCAGAAUUGAUAAGGAUGGAGAGUGAGGUUGGAGGAUUCUCCUGGCUACAAAGUGCCAGCAUUGCCAGCCAAUCCUUUUAGGAAUGGGGCAGGUACCUUCCUCUUGUAUUUAUUCAUGUAGCUUUUCUCCUUUGUCCCCCAUCCACUCUCUAACACCCAUGUCCCACUCUUUCCCCAUUAGAUAUAUGUAAGUAGUUUUAGUAGAGCUAAAAAUUUACAUUUCUCGUAGAUUCUCCAGGAACUUUUAAUACCUGUGCUAUUCUCAAUAAGAAUUGACAAGAUGCCAAUGGCAUAGCCCCUCACACUCUCUGCCUCAUCUCUCCUCCUUUCUCAUUAGCCCAUUUAAAUUUUUUUUUUCUUUUUACUCUUGCUCCCAAUAGGAGCGGGAACAGCAGUAAUAAAAGUCUACACUUUGGUGAUUCCUUUUCCUCAGAGGAAACCCAAGUGCUCACUUAAACACUACCCCCUCAGAUUCCCUGUGUGAGGCCUACAGAGGCCCUGAAUGCACAAAUGGGGAAAUCAAGGCACAGAGAGGCUCUUCUCUCCUCUCCUCUCCCUCUAUGUCCCCUCAAAAAAAAAAAAAAGGAAAAAGAAAAAAAAAAGAGAAAAAAAAAAGGCUAACCAGUACUUCCAUUAAGCCUUGGCUGAGUGAGGGAAAGCCCAGCACUGCUGCCCUCCCGGGUAACCCACUCCAAGGCCUCAGCCCACCUUGGGCAAUGGUAACCACACCAGGGGCUUCCUCCAAGUCCCACUCUUCCAGCACUUCCACCGGCAGAGUCCCAGAGCCACUUCACCCUGGGGGUGGGCUGUGGCCCCCAGUAAGCUCUGCUCAGGACCUGCACUAUUUCAGGGAAGAAGAUUUAUGUAUUAUAUGUGGCUAUAUUUCCUAAAGCACCUGUGUUUUUCUCUUUCUAAGCCAGGGUCCUGUCUGGAUGAUUUAUGGGGAUGGGGGGAGUGUAAACCAGAACUUUUAAUCUAUUUGAAGGCAAUUAAACUGUGUCUAAUGCAAA